This is a messenger RNA of Tilletiaria anomala UBC 951, 383 nucleotides long. RefSeq lists its product as uncharacterized. The transcript has a single exon. Lineage: Eukaryota; Fungi; Basidiomycota; Exobasidiomycetes; Georgefischeriales; Tilletiariaceae. The coding region runs from base 86 to 280 and encodes 64 amino acids. The record is from RefSeq and is a predicted model, not a curated record.
AAAACACAAGGCAGACAAUCCGUCCCUGAAACCUGCAAGACGACUCCCAUUACCACAGCAGCACAGCACCACAGCUGCCUGCGCCAUGCAGGCGCAUGCACGUAUGGCGCGGGAGCCGAGGGCAAUCGCCGGUUUCCGCCAGACCAGCGACCCCACAUGCAUAUGUACAAGUGGUGCGAGCUGCCAUUCAAAGGUCUAUUCCGCAGCAAUGGAUACAUUCGGAAUGAUAAUACCCUGCCCUCGUCCAUGUGGAGCUGAGCACCUCUCGCUUUCGAGAUGACGCCCGUCCAGCAUUCCCCUCCCUCGCAGCGGUUGCUUUGCGCUUGGGCCCGGCAGCAAGCAGACACGUACGCAAGCAUGCAUCAGUGAUGCCCUAUGAAAAC